Molecule: messenger RNA, 2599 nt
Organism: Ostrea edulis (European flat oyster)
Lineage: Eukaryota; Metazoa; Mollusca; Bivalvia; Ostreida; Ostreidae
Exons: 12
Coding region: 143-1474 (443 amino acids)
Source: RefSeq, a predicted model, not a curated record
CCGUUUACACCGCAUAUCUAUAUACAUGUAGGUUCAUAGUUCAUUUAUGAUUGGUACUGUAUAAGUUUUACAUUUUAACUUCAUCACUAAUUUGGCGUCCUUCAUGCGGAUAUAUUGAUGUUGAUGUGUUUAACUCUGGGAUAUGUCUGAGAUACAACGCUUAGUCUUUUUCCUCCUCAAACUGUUGUGUGUUAUGCGAACAAAUGCAAACACUGAAAGGAAUCAAACGUGUAUCACAAACUUGCAUAUUUUAGAGCUUGAAGUACAACACAGAGAUGUGCCUAUAUCGACCAUCUGCCUAACGGAUCUUCUCUCAUUCUAUGAUGCUGACCUAUCAUGUUCAUUUACAGAACAAAAAUUCUUCUGGAACUUUGAAGAUAAUGGAAAAGCUUGUCUGGUCACGUGCACAUUAAAGGAAUUCACACCAGAUCUGAAAGACGGUACGACAUAUGAACUUGAAAAACUGGAAAUUAAAUUCUCAAACACCUACUUCACUUUCCCAAUGAUGAAACUUUGUGGAGACCAUGGAAACACUGACGUGGAAAUAACUAUGACGUGUGAUGAAAGGGGAUUUUACGAAAGAAGAAUAGGUGAAUCCUGCACUCACCAAAGCCAAUGUAAUGUUAGCAACCCUUAUUCGACGUGCAAUCCUACAAAUGGUGUAUGCGAAUGCAAAAGUGGAUAUUUUAAAAUCUUCAACACAUGUUUUCAAGAAAAGAGAAUAGGUGAAUCCUGCACUAACCAAAGCCUUUGUGAUGUCAGCAACCCUUAUUCGACAUGCAAUACUUCAAAUGGUGUCUGGGAAUGCAAAGAGGGAUAUUUUGAAAUGUUCAACACUUGUUUUCAAGAGCAUCUUUCGAUGGGUGAGACAUGCGAAUUAAAUGAGCAAUGCAUGGGGAACACAGGAAUUGGGUUUUGUAGACAAACAGAAGGAGGCAAAGUAUGUUCGCUUUUUCCGGAAACUGAUGAUGUCCAUUCGUCUCAACAUGGAGAAAUAACACGGACAAAGUCGUCAAGUGAAGUGGCAAGGAAUAACGACCUCCCAGUUGGUAUGAUUGCUGGUGCUGCGGCGGCGGGGUUUGUGUUAGGGAUCAUUUUCUGCGGGAUUUUCUGUGUUAUGCUCUCACGAUGCAAGAAAUCGACGUCUGAGAAGAGGUCUGUCGAGUUCGCUGCAACUGUCGAUAACUACGGUUUUAACGUUGUUGCAAUAAGCACUGGAAAAACAGAACAAAAGACAGUUCAGGUAUCAGAGGAAAGAUCUCAGAAACAUGUCGACGGGAAAGGACAGACGUCACCGCCUGAUGACAUCUAUAACCACCUUAAUGAGGCUUCCGGUAUGUCGGAUAUCCAGCCUGAAUACGACCAUGUCCCCUCUAAUGAUACAAAUGGCGAAACAUAUCAUCGUCUAGAUUUAAACAUCACCAGAAAUGCAAAUACAACGCCACUGGUUGAUAUGGAGAAUCAUUAUGACUAGAACCUUUGUGAUAGUGACGGUGUACAUAGCGAUGCCCCCCCCCCCUUCCCCAAUAUAAUUGAUUAUUGAUCGACUGUUAUAGCUAUUUGAAAAUAUUUAUAUUUCCAGGGUUUUUGCCUUCGAUACCUUUACUCAUUGAAAUGAUAGCCAUUUCCUCAUGAAUGUGAACGAUGGGCGUAUCAUUCGUUAUAAAUUAGUGCGACUAUUUUAACUGGGAAUAUUUCGAAAGAAUGAAAAGUAAAGGGCAAAUACAACUACAACGCGUCAUGCCAGGAUACUUCUCAUGAUGCGUUAACGCGCGUCAUAAGUACGCUGACGUAAAGCGCCGCGCAGUUCAUAUCCUCGUGUAUUUUCAACAAUAAUGGGUUUUUUUUUCUAAUUACACUGGACAUGAAAUUUAAAAAUACCUCAAUGUAAUUUUAAUCAGUCGAUGUCGUAGUAAUUGUUUGGCUAUUUGAUAACAUUUAUUAGAAUUUACAAAAGGAGAGAUUUUUUAAAGUUAAAAAUGGAAAUAAGUUUCACAACAUAAACGAAUUAUGCUUUCGUAUUCAACUGGUUGAGUGGGAAUCUUUUGAUGGUUUGUCAAUUUCAAUUAUUUCGAUAUGCUUUCUCCAAAAAAAACAACAACAAAAAAACAAAAACCAAAGGUACAGACAAUCUUGUAAUGUUUGCUAGAUGUCUUUUAUAAGUUUUUAACGAUUAUCCUAUAUAACUACACACGUUUAAAUUCAUAAGAAAUAUCAAACUGUACCCUAUGUGUAUGUAUGUUGUUUAAUUUCAAACUGUCAUUGAAGUGUAUGCAAAAAAAAUUUAAUUUCACACUGUCCUCUAUUACAUAUUUAUGUAUUUUCUUUAUGUAUGUUGUACGUGUGUGUUAAUUUAUGUGUUUUACUGAUUAAUGUCAGUCAAUAGCUACACAAGGCUAGCGAUUUUGUUCCAUAUAAUCUGACUCUAAGAACAUAGGAUACCCCUCAAAAAGUUGAUUAUAGAAUUUUGUAAAUGUUUCAAUUUUGCUAAAACCCAUAUUUACAUCAAAUCACGUCAUUAUCAUUAUCAUCAGUACUAUCUCUUUUUAUUUUUCACAAAUCUUUACUUGAAAAUUCAAUAAAGAAUAACAAUAUUUCA